Molecule: messenger RNA, 8846 nt
Organism: Planococcus citri (citrus mealybug)
Lineage: Eukaryota; Metazoa; Arthropoda; Insecta; Hemiptera; Pseudococcidae
Product: basic salivary proline-rich protein 2-like
Exons: 1
Coding region: 6258-7583 (441 amino acids)
Source: RefSeq, a predicted model, not a curated record
AACGGUUCUCGAACUGAUUUUCUUUAACGAUUUGAAAAAAUUGAAAUUAAACGAGUAUUGUUGUUUUAAUUAAAUAUUGAGUUACGCGUGAACUAUUUUGCUUCCUCGACGAUUAUUCGUAUUAAAGAGUCGACGUUGGAAACCAUGCCAAACAAACAGCCAAAACUGGUUAAGCGUGGAGAAUGCGCAUAUUUAAAAUGUGUUUACUUAAAAGAUAGUUAAUAAAUUAAUUAUAGAAAAACUUGCAUCAAAUGCGUAAAAAUUGAUUCAUUUAUUUGCUAAUUCCUCUCGUUCUUUUCAUUUCGCUUCACUUUUUGCGGCGAAAAUAUUGCUAACAUGGUUGAGGUUGUGAAUAUUGAGCGCUUUGCGUCCUCAUCUAUGAUUAUGAUGAAUCAGAAAUUCUUCUCCAACAAGGUAACAUGGGGAAGUGAUAUCUGCGGUUGGGAGUGAGAUGUACACUUUUAGGAAGUAGUCCACCCACACAUUCUACUACAUACAAUAAUCCCAGGUGCCACUAGUUGAAGUUGGACAAUGUUUUUUAUAAGAAAUCGUUUGCGAUAAAAUGCCCGAGCGUCGAAUUUUUGUUCCACGAAGGCUACGUGGGAAUUCAUAUCCCGACGCACGGACUUUUUGUAGACUAAUUGACGGGUUCCUUUUACUUAUUAGCUUGACCGUGAAGUAAAAUAUACAACAGAUAAAACUAAAAACCAUCUGAUAAAAAUUUAGAAAAUAUUUUCGCAUUAUUAGAAGCGAAAAUGAGCAAAGAAAAUAAGAAAUGGAUAAUGUUAGAAAAAUUACGAGAUUUUUUUUUUCAAAAACAGAUCUAAAUUGAGAAACAGGCUAUGUCUUUGUCUAUGUACUUACUUUUAAUUUUGAGCCGCGGCUUUUAAUAAUCUCAAUCUGAGAAAUCAAAAGAAUUUCAGUUAUUUUUUGUGUUUGAACUUCUGUUGAGUUGGUUUUUUUUUUUUGAGGAAAUUAGUGAUUUUCGAAGAAGAAAAAAACGAGUACGUAUGUAGGUACCUAUGCUCGAUGAAUUUUCAUGAUUUUUGAAACCCCUUUUAUUUUCAUCUCUCGUGAAUUUUAUGAGAAUGAUCAAAAUAUCCCCAAGUAUGAAAGAGGGAUUUUUCUUCGGCUCCUCGUGAAAACCCUCAUUCCAACUGUUUGUACCCAAAAUGUUCGAUGAGUCGUGAUCACUACAUGAAAAAAUCUCCAUAAAAAAUUGACUCAGAAAAACUGAUAAACAAAGGAACCUUUCGAAGUGUCCGCCACUGGUUUGAACAGAACCGCGAUUUUCGGAAGAAAUGGUUUGAUCCCCUACCCCGCCCACUCUCCUCCCCAACCAAAAUUUCAGUCGCUCAAAACUGAUUUUUCGAUUUUAGCGAAGUUUUGAAGAUUCAAAAUCUCUCCAUUUUUGGUGAUGCAUUUUAUAUUUUUUCAUUUUUCAAGUAAGUGCAUAUUUAUUCAGUAAAUGAAAUAAAAAUUGACAAUUGACAAUUCUGAAGCUUACGCCGGAAUUUUCAAUUUCUUCAGAAAAAUGAAAAUUUAUCAGGGCAAUUGAAAAUCGAGUUUUGUGUUUUGGAUUAUUGUAUGAAAUCAACCCUCCGAUUCCGAAUUUCAUUACGAGUCUCCAGCAUAAUUCCAGUACCACCAAUAUCCAUUUUCAAUAUGCUGGUUUAUAAAAAGAAAAUUUCAAACAGGUCGAAAGUGACCCGAAAAUCGAUUUUUGCAUUAUUAAAAUUCAGUUGAAAUCGAAAAUCGCUUUGGGAGCUCCAGAAUUGUUGAAAAUUGUGAAAUUCGGUUAGGGAAGUUGAUAUUACAUAUGUAUGCUUAUUAGUUCUAGAACUAAUUUUCAUUAGUUUUACUCAAUACCAAAAUACUUUUUUUUUUCUCUUUGUUUUAAAGCAUAAAGCUAUGUUGUGACAGUUGUUCUGGUAUCAUCAAAGUGAACUUCGUUAAUUAUUUUAUAUUCCACAAAUUGAAUAAAUUUCUCUCGUAAAAUUUCUUAGAACUGAAAUUACGAGGUACAUGGGGACGAUUUGCCUAAAAUAACCCCAGGUCUGGUACUACCUCAAGGUGAAAUAUGUUGUUCGUUUAAUAUUGCGCGAUGCACGCGUAUACCUUUACCUACUACCUACAUACAUACUCGGUUUUUCAAGGGUCAAUGGAUAGUAUGAUUUGCAGUUCGAAGGACGUUCGAUUGGCGAAUUUCUAUGUCACAGGUAUCUCUUUUCGUACGAUGGCACUUGGCUAAAUAGUGAAGUGAAGUUCUCUCUUUCUGCGGGUAUAUUUCGGAUGUGCAUUGAUGUAGGUAUAUUUAUGAAUCAAAUUUACGUGGAUCUUUCCAAAUGAGAAACCGGUAUUUCUGCUUUCUUUAUCAUUGGUAAAGAUAAUGGCUCGUAUUGACGGUUCAAAUAUUUACCGCUUUGAUAUGGUAUGGUUUCGAGCAGCGGAUGGAGAGAAGAAGAGAAGCGUGUGAACCAUAUACGCGAUAAGCGACUGUAUGUAGAUUGUGUACUGUGUACGUAGACGUACAUAACGUACGUGCGUCUACGUAUAUGUGUGUAUUAUCAAAUUUAGUUGAUUUAAAGUGUGCCGAUAAACGUUAAUUAUUUGAAGUGUUCGUGUAACGAAUGACGUCAACGAUGAUAAAUUUGACGUCAUAGCGUAAAAGAGAAUUACAUUUAUAUUCAGCUUGACCGCCUACUGUCGUCGUCGUAGGUACGACUACUACGAGUUGACUAUAUGGCUUGCAUUCCUGGUUGUGGUUACCUGUGCACCGUGCACAUCUCUGAUUCGUUUGGCGGUGUCGUAUAACCAGUUAGAAUUGUCGUAGUUGACUCAGUUCCUUUUUUUGUCGUAAUUUUUUCAGAUAUACUGAUUGAGUGUAGGUAUACAUAUAAAGAGCAAAGCAAGACAAUUGCAGUUCCUUAAUUUCAUUUGAUUCAGAUUCAACAAUCGCAUCGCAAAAUAGGAUGGCUUCGUAAUUUUUUCAGUGAUUCGGAUAGACCAAUUUUCUUUGCUAUCUAACUAGGUACUCUAACAAAUCACUCGAUGUAUGGCCAAAUUUACGAUGCCAAAUAAUUUUACAAAUAUCAAGUUCUCACACCGUCGGUCAACUCGAAACUCUUGACCUCAAAUAAACAUUAAACAAACAUCACUUUCGUAAGUUUUCGUGACUAUCACUGUAUGAUGCAUUGAUGUAAUUUUUUAACCACCCAAAUUUCGAGUUCCCUGUGCCCUGUGCUAUUCGUGAGAGGUAGUAUUUGUAAGUGUAAUAUGAUUUGCGUAAUUCCCGUUUUCCGUCUUCGAUGUUUCAAAUUGAGAAGCAAGUAUGUACCUACUUCUCGCGGUAUUCUCCCGUACCAGAGGAAUGAGGUAUCCCAACUAACAGAAAAGUUUUUGAGCCCGAGAAAGUUGAAUCGAAAGAGCGUGCAAAAAUAUGUAAGUACAUCAUCGGCCGAAAUUUCUGGUACCGAAGUACAAUUUUCUAUGUGUGAUGAAUUUUUGAAAAACAAAGGGUCAAAAAUGGGAAAAAAUCGAAAUUUUACAAAAUUGACCUAGAAAGCCGAAUGUUUGUGUGCUCUCUACUUAAGAGUCGCUCUAAAUGUUUUGCACAGUUUUAGAGCCUCCUGCAAAUUUUUGAAAGUUGAAAUUUCCAUAAAAUUUUACCUUAUGAAGUUGAAAAUCUGAAAUUCACUUUAUACGCAAAUGUAAACAUACUAUUUUAUAAAUUUCACAUUUUCAAAGAAAUCAACACUAGUUAAACUGUUAAAUGCAUCCUCACGUUUUCGUCCUGAUAAAUCACCCCCCCCCCAUGUUUGCUUGUAUGAUACCGGCGCUCCAAGCGGAUGCCUGGCCCAAAUUGAAAUGAAUUCUCGGAUGUACGCGUAGGUGUAGGUAUAGAUGUUGGACUUGAAAAAACUAUAAGUUUUGGAGCACAUUUUGUUUGUUUUCUCAAUUUUUUGCUCAUAAUUUUCGAACAUUCUACUGACCACGUGAGGUGAUUUGACUUUAAUACGCCUUGUUGAUCGAAUUUUAUAAACAGUGGUGGAAAAACACUCGCAUUAAUAACAUAUAAAAAAAGAACAAAUCGUUCGAUAAUUUUCAUCUUUUUGAAUCUGUACGGAUUAUUAUCUAUUUUUCUAAAAUUUUAAGUCUCGUGGAUUCGUAGUUCAGCAAACCUGCAAUUACAUAAUAAAACGUACAUACGUAUCCAUUAGGUUUCGUUUCAGAUUCGAGUACGAGUGCUUAGAGCCGCUACAAUAACAACAAUAACAUAUCGUGAAAAAAAAAUAAAGAGGAACAGCGCGUAAAUAUCCGUUAUUACAUUACAAAUUAUACCAAGUACAUGCCUAUUUCCACACUUCUACUUGCAUUACACUCGUUUUAUUCGUGUUCAAUGUUAUUUUGAACGUCAUGUACAUAUGUAGAUGCGAAUUUAAAAACAAUUUAUCCGCAGGUAGGUAAUGCCGAAAUUCAAUUUCUAGAUUGAAUUUCAUUCGCCAAUAUUUAUCUAAAUCUUUGCAAAUAAGCGCAUUACGAUUAUCCGGUACCUACUUGAAAUGAUACAUGCGGCGAGUAUCGAAAUUAUUCGGACGAGUGCGAUAAUUAUUGUGGGUUCCAAAUUCGAUAGUGCCAAUUAUUUUUCUUAGGAACAGGAUGCAAAAACAAAAAGUCGAAGGAUGUUUAAUCAUUCGACAUAAUGAUGUAUACCUAGUUUGUAGCCUAUCAUAAAAAUCUGCAGGAGUAAUAUGAGCUUCAGGUUAUAUUUUUCCACAUAUGUUCGAUUAUUGCCAUGUUUUCAUUUACUCCUUCUGCUUAUUGAUUAUGCAACUUAUUCGAUUUUUUCCCGUAUACUUUAUGAGGGCGUGGUGGUUUGAAGUGUACAUAUGUACAAUGUACAUGUAAUGUACAUCACUGAUCGAGACUAAUGUUGAAAAGUGAUGACGACCUACAAAGAAUUUUCGAAAAUUUCAAAAGGGACGGCAGAAAUUGAAAUCUUUAUCCAGUACCUUACCUACCUCUCGAUUUAACUGUCAAACUGUACAUUUUUGAAAGUUUUUGACCUGUUUUGUCUGAAGAAGAUUUUCCAGGUUGAAAAUAUGCAGAAAUUUAAUUCAUCGGAGCAGAUCACUUUCUCAAUUCUGAGUAGAAUUUUCAAUUCACAUUAAUUUUGUGAUUUUUUUCCACUGAAGGAGAAAAAUGUAAUAUCCUUGAAUCAGGACAUGAACAUCUUUUUUUGUAAGAAUACUAGAUGCACGAGGCUGAGGCUUUAGCACGCAGUAAUCUGAGUAUUCAUAUGGAGGCUUAAGGAAAAAAAUGUGAUAUUUUGGUUUAAUCGAUUAUACACAUUCGUUUGUAUGGCUUGUUAAAAUACUUGUAUUCUACAAUUUUCAACCUCAAUUAUGGCAAUUGUUUUCGGUUUUUCUUAUUAGUAUUAUUAAUAAGAUGGAUCAACUUUGUUCAUAAAUUCAUUGAUAUGAAAAAAUGAACAAUAUUGGAUUAAUUGUAACUGAAGGAUCGUAUAUUUUUAUUAAACGCAAAGAACUAAAGAUUUGAUUCAAGCGCAUGUGUGACUUGCACUGUAAAAAGAUUCCUUACCUGUUGAAUAAUCAUUUAGGUAUUUUGAACCACAAAUUUUCAUCAAAUGUAAUUUUUCCUUGUUUUUAUACAGGUUGAAAAUAAAUUGUGUCGCCAAACCCACAAUUUUGAAAAAAUAAAAAAUUGCUUGUUGGAAAUUAAAACUUUGUAUUUUCCAUUAUUUUCAAUUGAGAUCUUUUUCCCAUGGGAAUGGUGAUUGAAUGAAACACGAAUUUCUCAAUAAAGUGAAUCAAAUUUUGUGUAUAGUCGUUUUUCUAGUUGACUUGUUGGUUGAGGAGAGAGAGAGUGUGGUGGAAGGAGUUAUUAAAAAACCAUAUUCUCUUGUUUGUCAAAAAAGUAGGCUUCAAAGUUCGAAUACAACCUAGGAGUAGAAAUUUCUUCACAUUUUUCAUGUACGAGUUACCAGUUGUUGAACUACUGAAUCACUUUAUUCCCUCAUCCAUGUAGAACAGGCUACAUAAAGCUUUUCGCAGCACCAUCACCUCCUUCUUAAACCAAAGAUCAUUGUCAUCAUUUACGUGUAACAACUUUCCAAAUCGUCUGGUUAAAUCGCUUUCAGACUCGAAUAAAAAUUCCAUAGAAAUACGACUUUGCCAACAGUUUGCUUUGUCAUUCGAUUACAACAUACAAAGCUCUUUGAACUCACGUUUGUUAAAAUGGAUGAAAUGACCAAUAAGACAUCCAAGAACCCUUUUUUCAAUUUCCUAAAACAUUUUCGAGCUCGUGCGCAAAACCGUAACAAAUCCGCAUGUGAAAGCGCAGUUGAUGGAGCGCGCGUCUGGAAUAGGAUGAGCAAGAGGCAACGAGAGCCUUUUGUCGAAAUGUCUGUACCCAUGCGUGAUUCAAGGCUGCGACGAACAGCUUCGAGAGGGCGAACAGUUUCAAGGGCCAGCACAGCAGCACCACGGACCACCAGAAAUCGAACGACGAAAUCAACAGCGAGGACCAGACAUUCGGCUAGUCGUAUUCCGACAAACGUAAGCAGAUCUCGACCAUUUGUGCGACAAGACUCAUAUGGCAAAAUGAGAAAGCAGCACUCCGCAAAGAAAGCCCGUGUACCUCCGAGGGGCUCAAAAAGUAGUCCAGGCAAGAAAGGCGGUAGUAAGAGUGCCAAAGGUGCAAAAUCGCCCAGUACAACGAAGAAAGGUACUACACCAAAAAGUGGCAAAAAGAAAAGCUUGACUUCUAAGAAGUCUGCAGGCAGCCCAACAGGUACCAAAGGUGGAGCGUCUAAAGCAGGUACGAGCCCUGGCAGUCCAGGUACUCAGGGUACUCAAGGUACUCAAGGUACUCAAGGGUAUCCACCGAGUCCGUAUGGCUACACGAGUCCUCAAGGUGGACCACCAAGUGGUCAAACACGUGCUGGUUAUGGGGGCCGAUCGACGCAACCGGUGCAAAUGGGUUAUCCACCACCUCCUCAGCAAGGAUUUCAGCCUUGUCUACCAACCUGUCCGCCGACUUGUCCACCAACUUGCCCUUCGAUGUGUCCGCCAUCCACAUGCCCACCAUCCACAUGUCCGCCGCCAACUUGUCCACCGACGUGCCCGCCGACAUGUCCACCUACGUGUCCUCCAACUUGCCGGACAGCUGUUUGUUAUCCGCCCAAUGCGCCCAUGAAUCAACAGAUCUCUCCAAUGCGUAGCAAAGCUCCGGCGCUAGCGCCUGAAAUCAUGGCUCAUGAGACUUCACCCAUUGGCGCCAAAAGAGCUGGCGGUUGCUUAUGUCCGCCGUCUCCGACACCUUCACAACAAUGUGAACAAUGCCGAUCCUGCAGACAACCGGGUGAUAUACCGCCUCCUAUUGUGUACGAUUAUGACGGAGAUAUAACAGUGAGUCGUGUACCAGAUGCUACUCCUCAGCUCAAUGCUUCUCGCAAAUCGCGAAAACGACCUCAUACCAAAGAAUCACGCCAAAAGCCACGUUCAAAAAAGCAGCAAGGUGGCUAUAAACCAAAUGAUUCUGGAGCAUCGGGUAGUUCUUAAAAUUAAUUUUAUCGAGUUUAUUUUUUAUUAUUUUAAAUUUCUACAUUUUGAUGUAAUUAUUGUCGAAAAAAUAUAAAUAUUAAAUUUUGUUAAAGUCAAGGAAUAAGUUGCAUUUUAAUGAUAGGAUGAGCUGGUUAUUGCGUAUUCUGUUUCAACUUUUAGUUGCCCAUUAAAUUUACCUUGUGCAUUAGUUUGCAAACUAUAGGAAUUGAGGGGACAGGUUAUGGAUGUCAGUGAAAAUUUUUUUGUAGCUUCGAGCGCGUUUAAUUUCAAAUAUUUUUUUUCUAGCAUCCUUUUUUCUUUGCUGUAGGUACAAAAAUUUCAACAAUUUUCAUCAAUUUCGAUACCUUUAUUGUUCAUUACUUCAGAGAAGUUGUUUUUUCACAACUCCAGUCAAUAAAGACGCCAGCUUAUGUUCAUGCAAUGUUGAAAAUCAUAACAUUGACAUCUGUGGCGAAGAUUAUGAUAAUUUUGAAAAUUUUGAUGCCCAAGUCAACGUUAAGGCUCUUUUAUAAUGAUGAUUGAAAAACUAGCAAAAGUAAUUGAAAAGUUGAAAUAUUCCAACGUUUCAAUGAAAAAUCACAGAAAUUUAAAUUUACUGAUUAGUGAUAAUAAAUGGUUUCAUUGAAAAACGACAGACGAACUUUUCAAUUAUUUUAUUUCGUGUUUUUUAAUUACCAUUAUAAACGAGGUUUUACUUACUGUUUGACCAAUAUUUAAAAUUCAAGCGACAAACGAUGUUGAAAAUUCUCAUUGUCAGUCACACAAUGUUGCAAUAUUAAAACAUAUGUAGAAUUAAUGGAAAGCGCUUUUCGCUGUCGUGUCGUAAUCAAAAAAUUGUGCGAUACAUACUUUUUCGUACAUUAGUUAUCAACAUUCGAACUCAUAAUGUUUGUAAAUCUGUCUCAGGUUUUGCAAGAUCAAUGAUACGAGAAUUUUAGAAUAGGUACAUUCAAAAUUUGAACAAAAUUAAAACACCUGUUGUUUGUCUGAAAUUAGUAGGCUGUAUUUGAGUAAACCUAUUUACCUACUAUUUGUCGAAAUGAAAAAUAUUCCAUCGAGAAUUUCAAUCAUUGGCUGAUAUCUUAUCUGACGAGCAGUAUUCGAACAUUUCUUCUACCCCUAGAGGAAUGAAUUAUUAAUUAGAAAACCGAAAACCGCCGCAAUUGAGAAAACAUUCAUCCCCCUCUCUAACCCGAUUAUCCCGUUCACCAUAGCGAAUUUCUUCAACUUCCUAUACGCGAAAGUUCAUCAGAAUCUCAC